GUUUAUAUAUUUAUUUGUUUGUUUGUUUAUAUUUCAAAUUUCUAUCACCGCCCAUCUCUCCUGAAAAGGGGACUCUGGAGUUGUUGGAAAUGGGUCUUUAUCAACCCUGCAUCUGAUUUCAUUUAAGUUAGUUAAAUUAAUUACGUGCAGUUUAACUAUAUCUUCCCCAUAUGUUUCAUGAUCCUCUGUCUUCUGUCACAUUAAAGAUUACACUUUGGUGGCAACCUCUGGAGAGGCUCCAAGUACCACAUACGUACUUCUGGGGCUGCAGAUCCUGCCUAGCUGCUGUACGAUGCUACAUGACAGGGCACUUGGUGAUGAGUUGCAAGCUUUGGAAGAUGCAGUGCAGAACUAAGAAUUAUGGGGUGGGGCAGGCCUUAAAAGCUGCCUCAAGCACCUCAUCUUCCUCAGUAAAAAGGACCUCUAGUCUAUUCUCUUGGUGGACUUCUUAUCUCUGGAAGAAAGAAAGCGAGGGGGAAGAAGAAAAAGUGGAUUAUUUCUAGAUUCAUAGAGGUACUAUGGGUUGCUGUUUCCUCUGUUCAUGCUGGAUUUCUGGACUGGGAUCCAUCAUGUGCUCAUCCCCAGAUUUUUAAAGAUUCCCUCAAUUUGGACUCAACUCCUGAUGAUUCAUUACAAAGAUAUAUCCCUAUAGACUUCGUAUCCUUUGAUAUAUACAACAAACCAAUUCCAGAAUAUUUGCCAAGCCAGUGUUAGUCAAGCCAGUAAAAGAAUGCAGAUUAGGAUUUUCCAUUAUAAGCACAAAGGCAAUGCAUUAAUACAGACUCCCAUUCCUAUCUGAGCAGCCUAACUGAGAGUGGGCAAGUUCUCCAUUCGGUUUCUGAAUAAGUCCAUCUUAUGUAUCAGUGAAGGCCCCUAGAAAUCUCUUGCAGCCCCAGCACCCGCAAUGCUGCAGCUUCCAAACCCUUGAGACCAUCAGGCAUUUAUUUGAUGUUGUUAUACUUUUUGGUUUUGUAAUUUUAAUUUCUUUGGCUUCCCUUUGGAGGACAAAUAAAUGAUUGCAUGCAUGGUAAUUUGUCAUGGGUGAGGUGGCCUAAACUGGUAAAAUUACAUGUAUGCUUAGUAAUAAGUGUGUAGGACUAUCUGUCUGUAUCUGUGUAGUAAAUCUAAUUAAAAUAAGGAUACUGUUCUAAGUUAACUAAUGAUUUGAAUUCUCCUUUCUUGUAAAGCAGAGCUUACAGGAUAAUUAUCUCUGUGCAUUAAUCUUUUCCUUCUCUUUCUCUUCAUCUGAAAUCCACUUAUGGAAGAUGACACCAAGUUGGUAUUCAAAGGCAGAUAAGAGCAAGGUGUUUCAGAAAUGUAACAUAGGAAAAGGGAGAGAAAAGAUGGGCUACAGAGCUGGCAUGUGGUUUUAAAUAGUUUGCCUUGAGGGACUGAAGGUUGACCUGAGUAAAUCUUGAGGGGCUCUGCAGUUUAAAUAGAUUCAAAUUGUACAUAAAGCUCAUAUCUAUAUCCUGGUUUUUAUAAAAAACAGAUGGUAUGAUGUAUCUGUUUCUGCAUUAUAAGAUUUCAAACUGCAGACAGUGGCAGAUUUUCUGCACAUAGAGCAUAAAUAGAUAGAAGUACAUGUGCAUAGAUUGGGAAACUAUGAACAGAGCAUCUUAGUUAACAAAAAAAUCUGAUGCUGAAUUAACUCAGGAAAUGUCAACAAAUGGGAAAAGCCAAGGACUGUAUGAAGAAUGACCUAACCCAUGCAAGUCUUCCUAAAAUAUGGGGUUUUGGAAAACGGGGAAAGCUGAAGUUAUAUUGGAAGUCUUUUGGGAUGGUAGCUCUGCUCAUGAAACCGAGUUAGCAUCUCUGUUUCAAAUUUUCUCAAGUAUUGUGAACUACUCAGUGCUGGAAUUUGUGGUCUCCUGUGUAGUUGCAUGAAGAAGUUCAACUCCUGCAUGCAUCAAGUUGAGAUGAAUGCCAUCCAGACAAACUAGAUAUGUGCAUCACAGAGAUACUCCUUACAAACAAUGAAGCAAGUCUUUUAUGAAGACAAUUACCUUUCCACAAGGCAGUAAAGGGACUGUAUGUGAGGUUAUGAAAAAUUGGCAAUGGAGUCUCUCAAACACAGCAAUCCAAAAGAAAUAAACUGAUCGGGCCUGACAAGAAUAAAAAUAAUCCAAAACUGGGAGCCUUUGGAAAAAAUGCAGUGGUGACAAAGGAGAUACUGAGUUGCUGUUUUGUGUCUUCCAGGCAGUAAGACAUCUUUAAAGGGCUAAAAAUUCUGCAGAAGGGUUUGAAGAUCAGCUUGCAUCAGUGUUUCUCACCCUUGGCAACUUUAAGAUAUGUGGACUUCAACUCCCAGAAUUCCCCAGCCAAAGUUGAGAAACACUGGCUUACAUAAUUAUCUUUGGCUUGCUUUGUUCAUAGGUAGUAGAAAUAUACAUAAUGAAGUAUGUACUUUGGAUAUCAGGAAACUGGCUUGAAUAAGAUCAGAAAACAAUGCUAAGUAGGGUUCAAUGGCUGAAUAUAUUCACAGGCAAAGCCUCAAGAUAGGUUGGACUGUCUGUAAAGCAACUUAUUCAAGCAUGGUCACUGACAAGCAACUGCAGUGCAAGGGAGAAAAAUUGCAGACAUCUAGAAAAGCCAACCUAGGUGCAGAAAAAUGCUUUAUGGAGCACUGGAAUUAUUAAAAGAACAUGUUUAAGAAAUGGAAGGGUGAGUACAAAUAGCUCGCACCUACAGAGACAGUUGGAAAGAAAGCUAAGAACAAGUCAGGACUGGGGAGGAGUCCUCAGCACAACCCCCCCACCCCCCCAAUAUCUGAGUACUUGAAGAAAGGGAUGGAAUUGAUAGGUCCUCCACUCAGUGAGGAUGAUGGAAAUCUUAAAAAAUAAAAUGGAAAAGGUAAACCUGACUCUUCUUAAGACAAAAGGGAGACUAUAUUCAUGAAUUAGUACCAUGGUUGGUUUGAGAUCAGGGAUACAGUUCAAAAGUGACAAGAUAUUUAUCAGGAAUCCAAGACUUUUGGGUCAGACAAUUGCUUCUCAGGUUAUUAAAGGAUCUUGCUAAUGUGUUCUCAGAAAAUCUGUCAUUAUUUUUGAGAUGUUCUGGGGAAUGGGUGAGAUGCCACCAAACUGGGAAGGAAGGGCGAUAAAGUAUUUAGCAACAGAAAAGAGAUAGAUGAAACUACAAACCAGUCAAAGUGACUCCAGUAUGGGAAGUUACCAGAACAGAUUACAGUAAUGACAUUUUGAGGAAUAAUUAAUAAAAGCCAGUGCACCUUUGACUAGACUCCUGCCAAAUGUGUUUUCAAUCAAGUUAUUACAUAAUGGAUUGUGGUAAUGUUAUGGAUGUAAUGUAUCUUGAUUUCAGCAAAGCAUUGGCCAAGUUCCUAGUGAUAAUUUAGCUAGCAGACUGGUUAAAUGUGUGAUAGAUGAUCCUAGGAUGAUUCAGGGCUAGCAAGCCAACCAUGAAACAGAGCCAGUUUGAUGUAGAGGUUAAGGCACCAGACUAAAAUCGGGGAAACUGUGAGUUCUAGUCUCGCCUUAGGCACAAAGCCAUCUGGGUGACCUUGGGCCAGUCACUCUCUCUCAGCCCUAGGAAGCAGGCAAUGGCAAGCCACUUCUGAGACUGCAGGGACUUGCCCAGUCAGUCACCGGCAGUCAACACUGACUUGAAGGUAGGAGGGAAAAAAAGCCAACCAUUCGUACAGGAUGUAUUCACAUAACAUGCUUAACCUGAAUUAACUGAACUGCACAAUGGCUGCAGGAGGGAUCAAGUUCAUCUUCAGUGGAGGUCUUGAAUAGAUGGCUAACAUGCAUCUCCUAUGGAUGCUCUCACUCUGGAUUUCCUGUAUCAAUAUGUGACCCAUCAGUUGCAGCACCCAUUUUCCAGCACUGAAUCAUGGACACUGAAACUGUACCCUCACAAGAAGCUUCCCUGACUGUUAAUGAGCAGGUGAUUGUGAUGUCAGGACAUGAGACCAUUAGGGUGCUGGAGGUGGGGGUAGAUGCUCCUCUCUCAGUAAAAAAUGAAGGGAAAACGCUGAAAACAACAGCUGCAGCAUCUGGAGGAGAGGCUUCUGUGAACUGCCCUCCAGAAACAAGUAAAACAGGACAGGAAGGGGUACAGCAAAACCCAGAGAAGGCAUGCAGAGAGUCGGGCGGUGAAGUCAAGGCAUUGCCUGAAAUAACAGCUGUGCCUAUCCCAGGAAUUGUGCCGUUUAGCCAAGUGACAAGCCAACCAACACAGACUUUAACUCCCAUCACAGUGCAAGCAGCGCCACAGGUCUUGACUCAGGAAAACUUAGCAACAGUUGUGACAGGCGUAAUGGUUCCAGCAGGGGCAGUUACUCAACCUCUUCUUAUCCCCAUCAGUAUUGCAGGUCAAGUGGCAAGUCAGCAGGGGCUGGCUGUGUGGACAUUUCCUGCAGCAACGGUGGCUGCCCUCCCAGGACUGACGGCUGCCUCUCCUACUGGGGGAAUUUUCAAAUCACCUAUAGCCAAUCUGCAAGCCGCUGCAGUGCUGAACACAGCAUUGCAAGCCCCUUUGCAGCCAGCCCAACCUUUCCAGGCACAGCCAACAGCCCAGCCCCGGCCAGCCGUCCAAACACAGACUGUGUUCCAGCCACCAGCUCAGCCAGCCCUUUUGCCACAGCCGACCACAGUAGCCGCUCCGCCUGCCGCCAAGCCACUGGAAACUCAGACCCAGAUCACGGUUCAACCCGCAGGAUUUGCAGGAAUAAUCAGUGCAGCUUCUCUUGGAGCCCCAACCCAGCUCCUCAGCUCACUGGCUGCCACGCCUGUCAUUGCAAACACCAUUCCCAGCGUGCAAGGAAUAACUGGACAAAUCCUGACUAAUGCUCAAGGACAAGUUAUUGGAACUCUUCCAUGGGUAGUGAACCCAACUGGAAUUGCCACAGCAACUCCUGCCCCUGCCACAUUGCCAGCACAAAAUCUACAAGUACAGGCGGUGACACCACAGCUGCUUUUAAAUGCCCAGGGCCAGGUCAUCGCCACCUUGGCUAGCACCAUCCAGACAGCAACCACUGUCAGGAAAUCAACUCCCCCAGAAUCUCCAGCCAAGAGUGAGGUCCAGCCAAUUCAGCCUGCCCCAACUCUCUCACAGCCAACUGUGGUCAUUGCAAGUCCUCCCCCAGCAUCCAAACUAGCUUCUACUCCUGUCCCCAUCACCUCCUCGGAGACACCAACUGUUAGCCAGCUGGUUUCAAAGCCUCAACCUCCAAAUAGUGGAAGUGAUGAAGAUGGCAUAAACCUGGAGGAGAUCAGAGAGUUUGCCAAGAACUUUAAGAUUCGACGUCUCUCUCUAGGUCUCACACAAACUCAGGUGGGGCAGGCAUUAACUGCCACCGAAGGACCUGCAUACAGCCAGUCUGCUAUAUGCAGAUUCGAAAAGCUGGACAUCACCCCCAAGAGUGCCCAGAAGCUGAAGCCCGUGCUGGAGAAGUGGCUGAGCGAGGCUGAGCUUCGGAACCAGGAAGGCCAGCAGAACCUGAUGGAGUUUGUGGGUGGGGAGCCUUCCAAGAAGCGGAAACGCCGCACCUCCUUCACCCCACAGGCCAUCGAGGCCCUAAAUGCCUAUUUUGAGAAAAAUGCCCUGCCCACCGGUCACGAAAUCACUGAGAUUGCCAAGGAGCUCAAUUAUGACCGGGAGGUGGUCCGGGUUUGGUUCUGCAACCGGCGACAGACACUCAAAAACACCAGCAAACUCAAUGUCUUUCAGAUCCCUUGAGGGCCGGAGCUCGCAGUGAGAGCCUCCCUUUCCCUCCCUGGCUGCCGUAAGCACUUUGUGGCUAAGUCUCCCCUGCCCCUGCCACCCGUUUAUAGUGAUGACUGAAGUGAAAGCGGGGAGAGAGGAUCUCCUCUUGUUUUAUUGUGCCCCGGCCUACUCUACUCGUCAGCUGCUUCCUUCCUCCCCGAUGACUGCACUGAGCUGUGAAGGCUUAGGAGUCCAUUGGCGUUUAGCUUCUUCCUGUGUCAGACAAAACAUGGUCAGUUAAAGAAAAAAGGUUCCCCUUGCCUGGUUUGUGUGCAUUUUUCUUUCUUCUUUCUUUUUGAAGGUAGCGUUAGGACUGCCACCAGCAGAGCAUCCACCAGGAAUGAUGGGCAAAACCCUUUUUCAUUUUAGCCUCUUUUCAUAGGCACAUUACCACUUCCUAUCCAGUAACAAGCCCCGCUUGUUAUAUCUAAGCAGAGUUGUGGCGUAAUUUAUAUAUCCUUUUCCGUGUGAAUAUAACUAUGAUGAUUAUCAUGCAGAGCACUAUUAAACUGAAAAGUGUUUUAUUCGUUUUUUUCACCUGCCAGGACCCUGAAGUUUAAUGUCCUGGUUCCCUGUUGUUUCUUUUAUUUUAAGACUGAUUUGCUAGCUAAAGUUUCCCUUCCAGAAGAAGGCUGAGAAGAAGAGGGAGGCAGGUACAAUUGUUUAUGUCUUGGGAUAUUUUAAAUCUAGGGAAUAUCAUGCCAGAAGAAUGGCACUAGAAAUAACAAGUAGGCCUGGGCUUAGCCUACUGAAGGGGCAAGGAAGAUCUAGCCAGGCAAUAAUAAAAGAAGAACAAGAAAACUGCCUUAAACUAAGUCAGACCAUUGGUCCAUCUGUUGCAGUAAUGUCACUUUUGCCUGGCUUUAGCUCAACCUAGAGCUUUUAUGCAGUUUUUCCAACCCUACCUGGCAAUACAGGUAGUCCUCAUUUAGCAAUCGUUCAGUUACAACCGUGAUGAAAAAGUAACUUUAUGACCAAUCCUCACAUGUACAACCUUUACAGGUCUGUAAAGCAAAGGAAAGCUGAAGUAAGAUCGUAAACACAGUCGCAAUUUCAGUUAGCGACCACUUUGCUUAACA
Candoia aspera is the source of this 6806-nucleotide messenger RNA. It is a transcript of the gene POU6F1, whose product is annotated as POU class 6 homeobox 1. Gene Ontology annotation, molecular function: DNA-binding transcription factor activity, RNA polymerase II-specific; RNA polymerase II cis-regulatory region sequence-specific DNA binding. The record is from RefSeq and is a predicted model, not a curated record. The transcript is spliced from 11 exons. Gene Ontology annotation, biological process: regulation of transcription by RNA polymerase II. The coding region runs from base 3853 to 5700 and encodes 615 amino acids. NCBI's taxonomy places the organism in Eukaryota, Metazoa, Chordata, Lepidosauria, Squamata, Candoiidae.